UAUACACUCAUUUUCGUAAAACGCUUGAAAAAUUAAGGGAAUUACUAUAAGGUUUCCUGUUAUUUCGAAUUUGUAAAUUUUGAGCUAGUGGCCCAUUAGCAAAGCAAGAAGUUUUCCUAGCAACAGAAUAUUUCACUUAAGUUCGUGGUCAAUUUAGAGUCCAAGGCCUUCCCUUCUCGAGGCACACAAAGAAACCCGUAGUUGUUGUUUCAUAUCUAGUGGCACCAAUUUACCUGUCUUGGGACUGGCACCUAAUGUGUAUAUAAUCGGUCUAGAUAAUUGUUAUUAGAAUAUGUUGAUUGUGGUGGUUUCUAUCAAUUGUUGACGAGAGAACCCAGCGUUAGUUAAGUUCCUCCAUGUGUCAAUUAUUGUGUCCAGUGCUAGAACGCGUAUCUAACUACAAGCAAUUUUGCAGUCCUUCGUGAGCCUUCUUAAAGUCCCUUCCUAUUAAAAAAAAGUGUCUGAAAUUCCUUCCGCUACCGACAAAUAAGGCAAUGAGCUCCUUGAUAGAAUUUUAUCGAUUAAGACGCUACAUUACACUGCCAACGACUACGCAGUACCCUUCUGUGUGAAUAUUGUACUUCUCUCGUUGAUUGACUGCUACCUAAAAGGCACCGAAAACUCGCGAGAAUUGUAAAAUAUCCUGUGGGAGCUUCCACCAGCAUCAUCAAUAUCGUCGUCAUCACGUGUACGCUGCCGAACAAGUACAUUAGACGAAUUGCUCAUUGGUAAACGGACAGCAACAGUGUGUCCUACCCUACCGUCACUCAGGACUCGUUAACUCCGCGUGCCGCCUUAAAUUACUCUCCGCCCGAACUUCCACACCAUAACUCAUUCACGCUGGAAAAGGAUUCAUCGUCACUCGCCAUGGUGGAGAUCCAAAAGGGCAAAGCUGUGAAGCAAGCAGCGUCCUCGAAACGAGAAACAGCGGUAAUAGUCUCAACUCCACUGAAGAAAGUUACAGUCGUUGCGAAGGACGAGGAACUUGUAGCCAUAUCCCCAGAACGACGAAAUUGGCGGGGAAUUUUUAUUGCACUUCUAGUUAUAGCAGCUGUUUUUAGUCUAAUUAUAUUCUCCAUAUUCCUAUUAUCGCCCGAAGACGAGGGUGCUCGGAUUAAAGGAAGACGUAUGACAUUGUCAGAUAUUACAGGGAAAAGUUUACGAUGGAAACCAUUUAAUGGUACAUGGUCAAAUGACGUAGAGCUUAUCUAUAGAGAUCCAACCGGGGGUCUAUCUAUUUUAAGUUUAGAAAACUACACAACGAGAGUUUUAAUGACCAAUUCAACAUUUAGACAAUUAAAUGCAGAAUCCUUUGUAGUGUCACCAGAUCAAAAAUAUGUACUGCUCGUAUCGGACUCAAAUACUUUAGGAUCUAGAUAUCAUGUGUACGAAGUCCAAACACGGAAUACAUUCCCGCUGGCGCCUAAGGAAAACACAGCAGAUGCACCCCUGCUGCAGCUAGUCAUGUGGGCUCCAAACAGUGCGACUUCCAAUGGUUAUACGAGCGUGAAUAAUGGAAAACAAUCAGGAUCGAGUCAGUCAUCAAAUAGCGGGAAAACUGUGUCGCAGGCGAUAGCCUUUGUUCAUGAAAAUGAUUUAUAUUACAAACCUAAAGUACAAGGAGACCUGGUUUGCAGAUUAACGACGACAGGCGAUACGGGAGUUAUUUUCAAUGGCAUCCCUGAUUGGAUGUACGCUAAUGUUCCCGAGCUAAUGAGCCAAACUCUAGCCUUCUCACCGGAUGGGAUGUUCUUAUCGUUUUUAUCAUUUAACGAUAGUCUAGUCAGGGAAUAUAAAUACACAUGGAUGGGGGAUAACAUCAAAUAUCCUGAAGUGCGAACCGUUCGAUAUCCAAAAACAGGAACAAUAAACCCAAACGUUACCGUAUACGUUGUCAAUUUAACAGUUCUCAAAUAUAUAUUUCCACAACAAAUUAAACUACCUGCGGAGCUUUCAAAUGGAAGUUACGUCGGCGGCAUGACAUGGGUUUCUCCAACUGACCUCUCCGUAACAAUAACAGAUCGAGAACAAACCAAAGCCAUGACGGUGAUAUGCCGUGCUCCAGCAUUUGCUUGUUUCGAAGUCCAUACAGAAGUGACAAUAAGCGAUGGAUGGGUCUUGCCAUCCGAAGCACCUAUUUUUUCAAAAUAUAAGAUAACAAAUCCGAAUAUUCCUAUAUUAAAUGCCACGAAUACAACUAAAACAGAUGGCAAUGCUUCAACCACUAAUAGCGAGGGUGACAAAGUAACGAAUGAGUUCACUAAGGGAGGCUAUAUUUUGAGACGUUUGCCUGUCAGGGAUGGAGAGCAUGGGUAUUUCCGACAUGUUGUAUUCAUAUCAUCCUUCGACAAAAGAACCGUUCCCCUGACCAUGGGCCGAUUCGAAGUCACAGAAAUCCUUGGAUGGGAUGAAACAAAUGAAGUUGUAUACUUUAUGGCUGCACCCGAAAGGAAGCCUGGCCAACGUCAUCUCUAUAAGAUUUAUGUGAGGUCAAACGUGAUAAAACCUAGUCGAGUUUAUAUAACCGCAUCACCACCCACAUGCCUCACGUGUGAUAAUUCUCAAUCCACUUUCAAGCUAGUGAGCUUCAAUGAAAAUCAAACAACGAUCGUUACAACAGAUGAAGAAGAAACCGAGCUACCAAACAAUUGCCUAUAUAAUAAAAUCUACUUCAGCAAAGACUAUUCAUACUAUGUGCAGGAAUGCUUAGGGCCUGAUUCGCCUUCAGUUUAUCUCGUAGAUACCCAAACAAAUCACAAGAUAUACGUACUUCAUGCAGGGGACCUGUUGCGUCGACGUCUGGGACAACUAGCUCUACCACAAAUACGAACAUUCAGUGUUGAAAUUCGACACGGGUUUCAAGCGCAAGUCCGAUUGUUUCUCCCGCCUGGAAUGAAGGAGGAUGAAGAAGUAGCGUUUCCGCUCGUCUUACAAGUGGAUGCAGCACCAGGGUCCCAACUAGUUUCCGAAAAGUUCCAGGUGGACUGGAACUGGUAUUUAUGUAGUCAACGAUCCAUGAUUAUUGCUCAAAUUGACGCGAGAGGAAGCGGCUUCCAAGGAGAACUUCUACGAAAUCAAAUUCAUGGAAAGCUGGGAACGAUUGAAAUCGAAGAUCAACUGGGUGUAUUAACGUACCUACGCGACAAUUUGAAGUUCGUCGAUCCGGCGCGAAUAUGUUCUUAUGGCUGGGGAUAUGGAGGAUACGCAGCGGCUCUAACUUUAGCCGAUGAUUCUCAGCAAGUUAUACAAUGCAGCAUAUCCAUCAACCCUGUCGUAUCGUUUGGCUACCACUAUUCCUUCUUUACGGAGAGAUAUAUACCCAUGGGCGGAGACUAUCUUCGAGCACUGCAAGAAUCUGAUCUAACAUCUCGAGUAGAAAACAUCAAGAACCGAAAUUUAAUGAUUGUACAUGGAACGGCUGAUUUGUUUAUUCACCAAGAACAUUCCUUAAUGCUAGCAAGAGCAUUGAUUGACCAUGACGUAAAAUUUAGACACCAGGUUUACACGGACGAAGAUCAUAAACUGUCUGGAUCGCUAGUGCAUCUCUACAAAACCCUUGAAUGGUACAUUGACGACUGCUUCGGACCAAUGGAUGACAAUGAAUGGGAUCCUGCGGGAUUUUUUGUUUUUAAACAGUAGAAUCAAUUGUACUUAGUUUCUAUAUUAUAACAAUUUAGAUGAAAGAAUUCUUUACAAAAUAAAAGAAAAUAAAAUAACUAUUCAAUCGAAACACUAAACAGAUCCAAUGAAAUUAAAAUCAUAAGUGUAUUAUUUUUUAAUAGAAAAAGAUGAGCGUAGCUACAAUUUUAAUGCAAUUGGAAAUUUUCACAUUUUUAUAAAAAAAUAUUUAUUAGACUGGAAUGCAUAAAAAAUAAAAAAUAAAAUUGUUUACAAUUUUGUUAUGUAUAUAAAUUCUAUUUAUACAAUAUUGAACCGUUUUUAGUUAUCGUAAAUUAUUAAAGUAUUUGUUGUGAAGUCCAGUCAUUUGAAAACGAGCCCGUUUUAGGUGCUGUAUAUGUAGCUCAAAAAAAAGUCAGCAGUUUUCCACCAAUAUUUUGUAAAUUUAGUUCAUAAUGUAAAAAUGAAACAAAAACGUUUUGUGAUCAAGCUGUGAAAAUUUUAUAUUAAUAUUAGUUCUCUGUAGUGUAAAGAAAAUUAUGCUUGAAUGUAAUUUUUAUUUGAAUGAUAAGUGGAGCGCAUUAUGUGAAUAUACGAGCAUGUUGGGAAUAUCUCCUCAUAGUACUCCAUCCCUCUUUUUUACAUGCAAAAAUUGGAAAUAGCAAGCGUGAAGAGAGGCGGAUGGAAAGAUAGACACUCCCCCCACACUUCCCUCGAGUGCCCGAAAUAGAAAUUUUAAUAAAAGAAACGAAAAAUGGAUGGGCCCUACAAUUUUCACACUCAGUUCAAUUUUCCCGCAUAUCUUUCCCCUAUUGGCGUAGAAAUAACCUACCGUAGAAACAAAUAUGCCCCAAAUAUGCGCAAUGAUUAUCAAUGAUUUCAACGAUAAAAUUAAAUUAAGGAUUACCAUGCCA
Messenger RNA from Hermetia illucens (black soldier fly), 4532 nucleotides. Its product is annotated as inactive dipeptidyl peptidase 10. Lineage: Eukaryota; Metazoa; Arthropoda; Insecta; Diptera; Stratiomyidae. Gene Ontology annotation, molecular function: dipeptidyl-peptidase activity; serine-type peptidase activity. The transcript is spliced from 12 exons. The record is from RefSeq and is a predicted model, not a curated record. Gene Ontology annotation, biological process: proteolysis. Bases 868 to 3639 code for a protein of 923 amino acids.